AUGGAGCAGCUCCCAAUCCAGCCGUCCGGACUGUACUGGCAAGAUGAAUUCAUCACGGAAGAGCACGAGGCAGAGCUGAUAGGGGUAUUCGGCCAGCUAGAGUGGCCUGAACGUGGAGGGCGCCUGUCGCUUCACUACGGCUUCACGUUCGACUACAAGACGUUCGGCGUGGACCCGAACGUGCCCUUCAAGCCCUUCCCCGACUGGCUACGACCCCUACUACCCAAGACCGAGGGCCGGCCGCCGGACCAGGUGUGCCUGCAGUACUACCCUCCCGGCGCCGGCAUCCCGCCGCACGUCGACACGCACUCGGCCUACGACCAGCUGUACGCCCUGUCGCUGGGCGCCCCGGUGCGGAUGCAGUUUGCGCGCGACCGCGGCGACGGCUCGUCAAGAGAGCAAGCCGACGUGGACCUCGCGCCGCGCAGCCUGCUGCGCAUGAGCGGCGAUGCGCGCCUGCACUGGACGCACGGUAUCCGCAAGCGCAAAACGGACACCCUGCCCGACGGCUCGGUCCGCCGCCGCGCCGACCGCUGGAGCGUCACGUACCGCUGGCUGCGCGACCCGGCUGUGUGCGAGUGCGGCAAUGCUCGCCUGUGCGACACGGCCCAGACCCGGCUAGGGAUCGAGAGGGAGUUGCGGUGGAAGAAGGGGGAGGGGGUGGAGCGGGAUGGGGAGGAGGGGUCGGCGACUGCUGGCCUCACGCCACGCCACGCCACGCCACCAACCAGGUAG
Gaeumannomyces tritici R3-111a-1 is the source of this 735-nucleotide messenger RNA. RefSeq lists its product as hypothetical. The record is from RefSeq and is a predicted model, not a curated record. NCBI's taxonomy places the organism in Eukaryota, Fungi, Ascomycota, Sordariomycetes, Magnaporthales, Magnaporthaceae. The transcript has a single exon. Gene Ontology annotation, biological process: oxidative demethylation. The coding region runs from base 1 to 735 and encodes 244 amino acids. Gene Ontology annotation, molecular function: demethylase activity; oxidoreductase activity.